AUGGAGCGGCUCAUCUCCAGGACGGCGGUCUCCCCGGCCCAGCCCCGGAUCCACCUGCCCGGCAGAUCCCCCUUCCUCACCACCCGCCGCGCCGCCUCCGCCUCCGCGGGUGCUGGGAGCGCCGCGCCGUGGACCCGGCUGUGCGCGCAGCCGCCGCGCCUAGGUGCCGCGGUCGCCGCUGCGGCGCGGCAUGACGGUGCUUCGGCCCCGGCGCCCGUGGAGGAGGUGGCUGCGGCGGCGGCAGCUGGGCCUCCGUGGAAGCUGCUCGGGAGCCUGCUCCCCAAGGCUUCUACUGCUGCCCUUGUCCUGCUUAUGACACUUACUGCAAGUGCCUUGCACUCUAGCAUUCCCCAUCCUGCCUAUGCAUCGGCGCAACCAGUAAUCAAAUCUGGUGGACUCCUCUCAGCAGAGUUAUUGAGCAGCGGCUGGGCUGGUUUCUUCGCGGGCUGCUUACAUACCUUAUCCGGGCCUGACCAUCUUGUCGCAUUGGCACCACUAUCAAUUGGGAGAUCAAGACUGGAGAGUGGACUAGUCGGUGCCCUUUGGGGCUGUGGUCAUGAUGCUGGACAAAUAAUUUUUGGCCUGCUCUUCUUGCUACUCAAGGAUCGUUUGCACAUUGAGGUUCUCCGUAUAUGGGGAACAAGAGUUGUAGGUCUGACCCUUCUUAUGAUAGGCGCGACGGGCAUCCGGGAAGCUUCAGAGGUUCAAGAGUCGGGGCUAAUUCUGGAGGGUGUAGACAUGAAUGGCAGUGAGCCCUUGCAACAGGCCCCUGCUGUUGCUCCCAGGAAGAAGAAAGUUGGCUUCACAACAUUUGCCACCGGAGUCAUCCAUGGCCUCCAGCCAGAUGCGCUGCUGAUGGUCUUGCCCGCUCUUGCUCUGCCGUCACGCUUUGCCGGCGCGGCCUACCUCGGUAUGUUCUUGGUCGGGACUGUAUUUUCGAUGGGUAGCUACACUGCUUUUGUAGGUUCUUGUAGUGAGGCUCUAAAGGAUAGGAUACCUAAGAUAACGGAGAAGCUGACCUGGGCUGCUUCCCUUGUAGCUGUAUGCUUGGGGUUAGCUCUUUUAGUUGGGCAGUUCUUUGGGUUCACCCUAUAUUGA
Molecule: messenger RNA, 1098 nt
Organism: Triticum turgidum subsp. durum (durum wheat)
Lineage: Eukaryota; Viridiplantae; Streptophyta; Magnoliopsida; Poales; Poaceae
Source: the annotation of a GenBank genome assembly